Brachypodium distachyon (stiff brome) is the source of this 1115-nucleotide messenger RNA. Its product is annotated as pathogenesis-related protein PR-1. The record is from RefSeq and is a predicted model, not a curated record. The coding region runs from base 232 to 774 and encodes 180 amino acids. Lineage: Eukaryota; Viridiplantae; Streptophyta; Magnoliopsida; Poales; Poaceae. The transcript has a single exon. Gene Ontology annotation, cellular component: extracellular region.
GUGGGGAGGGAGGCACAUUUAGGUAGACCUUCCAGGCCAGAGCUCUCUGUGGCGCAAUCAUGGCAGAACAUGGCCUCGUCUCCCCAACGACAUCUAAAACAAUAAACCAAGAUCUCCCGCGCGCUUUCUCCUCUCCAUAUAUAUCCAUCAAGCUCCCCAGCCGUAAGCUAAAGCAGGGUAGCAGCAGCUGGCUUGUAGUAGUACCUCCCACAGCUCAGCAUUGCAGUUCCCAUGGCCUCCUCCACUUGUCCCAGAGCCCACUUGGCCAUUGCCCUCUUCGUCACCGGGCUCCUCUUCUCCAGCAAUGCCAUCACCGUCGUGGACGCGUACCCGCGCAAUGGCGGCGGCGGCGGGGACCUGAGGCCCCAGUUCCUGUACCCGCAGAACGCGGCGCGGGCGGCGAUGGGGCUGCCGCCGCUGCGGUGGGACGAGGGGGUGGCGUCGUACGCGCGGUCGUACGCCGAGUCCAGGCGCGGCGACUGCGCGCUGGUGCACUCGUCGGGGCCCUACGGGGAGAACCUCUUCUGGGGCAGCGGCGGCGACGGCGGCUGGACGCCGGCGCAGGCCGUGGGGGCCUGGCUGGCUGAGCGGCCACGGUACGACUACUGGAGCAACCGCUGCUCUGGAGGCAUGUGCGGCCACUACACGCAGAUCGUGUGGCGCGGGAGCACCAGGGUUGGCUGCGCCAUGGUCAACUGCUACAACGGCAGGGGCACCUUCAUCACCUGUAACUACGACCCGCCCGGUAACUACGUCGGCAUGCGGCCUUACUGACCGGGCCGGCCGGAGCUGCUGCUGCUGAUAAAAUAAUCCAUCCUUUGCUGCCGAAGGUGACUAGCUAGCUGCAGCCACUCCAUUGAUCGAAUCUCUUCACUACAGCUUGGCUAUUAUUGCCGGCCGCCGGCGCCAAGGCUGUCCCAUUCAUUGUUGUUGCUGCUCAUCAUGGAUUCAAGAUGAAUCGAUGGUGACGCUGGCUACGAGUGUACAAAAUAUUAUUCUUUUUACUGCUACUUCCACAUUUGUUGCUUCCCUUUCUUCCUUUCUUGUCCUGCAAAAAUCAAUAUAUACAUACACGUACUACAAUGGAUUGAGGAAAUGCGAGUAUAAUUAAUUAA